This is a messenger RNA of Choloepus didactylus (southern two-toed sloth), 455 nucleotides long. Its product is annotated as 40S ribosomal protein S4-like. Gene Ontology annotation, molecular function: RNA binding; structural constituent of ribosome. The record is from RefSeq and is a predicted model, not a curated record. The transcript has a single exon. Gene Ontology annotation, biological process: translation. NCBI's taxonomy places the organism in Eukaryota, Metazoa, Chordata, Mammalia, Pilosa, Megalonychidae. Bases 40 to 366 code for a protein of 108 amino acids. Gene Ontology annotation, cellular component: ribosome; cytosolic small ribosomal subunit.
GAGAAACUACUGUUAGCUCUUUCCGUGCCUAGCGCAACCAUGGCUUGUGGUCCAAAGAAGCAUUUGAAGCGUGUAGCAGCUCCAAAGCAUAGGAUGCUGGACAAACUGACUGGUGUGUUUGCUCCUCGUCCAUCCACUGGUCCCCAUAAGCUGAGAGAAUGUCUCCCUCUCAUCAUCUUCUUAAGUAACAGACUUAAGUAUGCCCUGACAGGAGAUGAAGUAAAGAAAAUCUGUAUGCAGCGGUUCAUAAAGAUUGAUGGCAAGGUCCGAACUGAUAUAACUUAUCUUGCUGGUUUUAUGGAUGUCAUCAGCAUUGACAAGACUGGAGAGAAACUACUGUUAAUAAUUUCAAGACGGGGGCUCUAAUUGCUCCACAUUUUUGGCAGUAAUAGUGCCUAGGCCAUGGGAGGACAGAUGAAACCCCAGGGAAUAACCCCUAAGUAGCUGGAAAUGCU